This is a messenger RNA of Diabrotica virgifera virgifera (western corn rootworm), 1369 nucleotides long. Its product is annotated as transcription factor Adf-1-like. Gene Ontology annotation, biological process: regulation of transcription by RNA polymerase II. The coding region runs from base 227 to 1252 and encodes 341 amino acids. The record is from RefSeq and is a predicted model, not a curated record. Gene Ontology annotation, cellular component: transcription regulator complex; nucleus. Lineage: Eukaryota; Metazoa; Arthropoda; Insecta; Coleoptera; Chrysomelidae. The transcript has 3 exons.
CUCCCCCAAACCAACGCGGAAAAUUCGCAUUACCUGCGGAAUUCCGUACCGCAUACGAUUCGCAUUGAAUUGUUUCCACUGUGGUAAGUAUACAAGUUCAGACAAGUACGAUUUUCGUCGUUCGGGCAUGCGUUUUGUCUGCGUAUUUAUUCGUCCGGAAUCUUAGUUCGCACUCGACAGCGUUUUUAUCAGUUUCGCAGUGGUUUCGCAUGUGAAAAAAUUGAAAAUGGAGAGAAUUAUUGAGUUGGUUCGAAAGUAUCCUAUUCUCUAUGACCUUUCUCAUGAAGAUUAUAAAAAUGUAAGGAAAAAGGACAAGAUUUGGACUAGAAUAGGAGAAGAAAUAGGCGAAAAUGGUGAGUAUUGGUUCGGGCAAGGGAUGAGAUUAAAAAAAAAAUGGAGGAAUCUGCGCGAUACGUACGCUAAGUACAUAAGAACUAAUAAAACUAGAACUGGACAAGCGGCAAGCGAUAAAAAAAAAUGGAUAUGGGCAGAUCAUAUGGAAUCGUUCAAACCGUUCCUAAAUUUUGCUAAGACUGCAUCCAAUGUCACAGAUGUUGAUACACAAGAAUCUGAAGCAUUCCCAAAUAUAGAAUCACCCGAAAAUAUAUUAACGGAUGAAAAUUCCGCAGUACAGAAACCAACGUGUAGUAAAAAUCUACUAACAACUCAGACAGAUGAUUCCCAGAAUAAGAUUCAACCCUCCUCAUCGAAACCUACUCGAAAUGAAGCUCCUAGGGUUACUCUUUCAAAUGAAACUCCUUCUACAGGCAGAACAAACAGAAAACGCAAUUCUGAGCCAUCCACAUCUGUGAAAGAUAUGAUCAGUUAUUUUGAGAGCAAAAAGAGAGUAGUGCAUGAUGCUACCGAUCAACUGUUUUUGGCUCAUGCUUCUACGGUAAAAUCUUUCUCUCCUAGAAGGCAAAUUGAAACAAAAAUGAAGAUUGCGCAAGUUAUCAUGGAGCAGGAGUUGCUUCAAUUGGAGGAAAGUUCUUUGAAUAGCCAUCAAUCUAGAGCUGAAAGUACAGACACCUAUCAAAACCCCUCUUCCGUCGGAAGUAUUUCGGUUGUAUCCCUACCUUCACCAAAUGAUACUGCAUUACCUAAACAAUCGAAUACUUCUGGGUUCUAUGAAGUGAAUUGUGAAAAUAAUUAUAUUACACUACACAACUUGGCGCAGAGUUGCAACCAAGCAGCUUCUCAUAAUCCAUCAGUUUCCAACUAUGUCAAUUCCUUUGACCCUUACAAUACAUAAAGUAUAUUUUAGAGUUAUUUUGAUCCUUAUUCUCUUUUACUGUAGUAAAUUAAUGAUAUAAAUAAUGCCUGCAGUUUUUUUUUUCAUUUUCUUACCUUAAUGUUAUGGCCAACCGUU